Moesziomyces antarcticus is the source of this 423-nucleotide messenger RNA. RefSeq lists its product as uncharacterized. Lineage: Eukaryota; Fungi; Basidiomycota; Ustilaginomycetes; Ustilaginales; Ustilaginaceae. The coding region runs from base 1 to 423 and encodes 140 amino acids. The record is from RefSeq and is a predicted model, not a curated record. The transcript has 2 exons.
AUGACCCCAUGUUCGAGGGCCAUCAGGUCUCAGCUCGACUUGACCAUCGCAUCGAGCGGCGCAUGGUCAAACUCGGGCGGAACACUCGGCAGCAACCACACCGUCCCCAAUGACGUCGCACAAUGCGCUUCGAGUGACAUGGCGCCCAACAACGGCGUGCAUUGCGGGCGAGUGCACGCCGGUUCGCCGCCGGACGCCCAGAUCCAAAGACCAUCCCACCCGACGCCAUUCGUACCACUCCUGUGCGCCAGUCAAUAUCGCUGUAUGCCUCCCGACUACGCUCGCCACCACGGUUUGCCCAGCAAAGGCGAGGCAUCGGACUUGACACUGCGCAACGCCGGCUCUGACGCUCAUCGCGUACAGGUGCGAUUGCGGACCAACCCCCCAACUCAAGCUGCACACUCGCUACACGAUCCACUCUGA